UUUUCAUCUCCCACAGUACCCAUCUUUCGCAAGCACAAGAUCAUACCUCUAUAUUUUAUGUGGAUAUGGUCUGGUUAAAGCUAGCUAACUUUACCAUACAUGGCUAUAUAUAUACACCAUCCACCAUCUUAACUUGUUCCAUUCAUAUUCCCAUGGAGUACUCGGAUUCUCGUCUCUACAGCGACCGGGCAUUCUUCAAUUCGGAGAUGAAAGCAAAGGCCAUGAUUGCGAAAAAAAGGGAGAAUAUGUCGCUUGAAUGGAUGUUAUACAAAGAAGCCACAUAGCUCCUUUUACACUCGGCCUCUGCACCGGCCUCAUUCUAUUCUUAAACUCUUUCCCUCGGUAUCUUUUUAACUCUGCAUCUCUAUCUCCUUCAGCUACAGUCCUGCUUUCAUCCAUGGAACCAGGUAGGCUUGACAAGAAGGCGCGAGUACUGGAGUCAGAAGUCGACGACAAGAAAUGGGUCCAUGACUCAUCCGUUGAUCACAAGGGGAGGCGGCCUCUCAGAGCCUCAACUGGUGUUUGGAAAGCAUCCUUCUUCAUCAUAGCGAUAGAGUUCAGCGAGAGGCUGAGCUACUUUGGGCUGGACAGCAACCUCAUCAUAUACCUGACCAAGGUGCUGCACCAGGAGGUGAAGACGGCGGCCAAGAACGUCAACUACUGGUCAGGGGUCACCACCAUGAUGCCGCUCCUCGGCGGGUUCAUCGCCGACGCCUACCUGGGGAGGUUCUCCACCGUCCUCUUCUCCUCCCUCAUCUAUCUCGCGGGCCUGAUCCUCUUGACUUUGUCGCAACUGGUCCCGAGCUUGAAACCCUGCAACCCGGAGACCUGCCACAGAUCGUUGCGACUUCAUGAGCUCGUCUUCCUUGUGGCCAUGUAUUUGAUCUCUGUAGGCACAGGGGGGCAUAAGCCAUCGCUCGAGAGCUUCGGAGCGGACCAAUUUGACGACGAUGAUGCGGAGGAGAGGAAGAAGAAGAUGUCCUACUUCAACUGGUGGAACUUUGGGCUGUGCUGUGGGCUGCUGCUGGGGGUCACUGUUGUUGUGUAUAUCCAGGAUAAGGUGAGCUGGGGUGCGGCUGACAUCUUGCUAACCUCGGUAAUGGGCGUCAGCCUGGUGAUCUUCUACCUGGGGAAGCCAUUCUAUCGGUACCAAGUACCAAGUGGUAGCCCACUGACUCCCAUGUUACGAGUGUUGGUGGCAGCCGUGGCCAAGAGACACCUUCCACAUCCUUCGGAUGCUGGGGAACUGCACGAGGUUCCUAAGUCACAAAAGAGCGACAAGAGGCUUCUGUCCCACACUAAUCAGCUCAGAUUUCUCGAUAAAGCUGCCAUAAUCGAGCACACAGAGGACGAGUCGGCCUUGGCAGCCGAGGAGCUAAAUCAAUGGCGACUAGCGACGGUAACUCAAGUCGAGGAGGCGAAAUUGGUCCUUUCCAUGGUCCCUAUCUGGCUUGUCUCCUUACCGUUUGGCAUGUGCGUGGCACAAGCCCCUACCUUCUUCAUCAAACAAGGAAGCAUAAUGGACCGAAGACUAGGCGGCAGCAGCUUCGAAAUCCCUCCAGCCUCUAUAUAUUCCCUCGGUGCCAUGGGCAUGAUCAUCUCCGUUUGCUUCUAUGAGAAAAUCCUCGUACCCUUCCUGAGACGAGCCACAGGGGAUGAGAGGGGCAUCAGCAUCCUUCGAAGGAUCGGAAUUGGCAUGGUGUUCUCGGUCUUGGCGAUGAUCGUUGCAGCCAUCGUGGAAAGCAAGAGGCUGAAGGCGGCCCAGGGGGAGCAAGCCAAUGCAGUCUCCAUGAGCGUCUUCUGGUUAGCCCCUCAGUUUACGAUCCUGGGCGUGGGUGAUGGGUUCGCUCUCGUGGGCUUGCAAGAAUAUUUCUACGAUCAAGUGCCUGACAACAUGAGGAGUCUGGGAAUAGCCUUCUAUUUGAGCGUGAUAGGGGCCUCCAACUUCCUCAGCAGUCUCUUGAUCACUGCUGCGGACCAUUUGACUGAGAAGGGAGGGAGGGCAGGCUGGUUUGCCAAGGACUUGAACAAGAGUCGCCUCGAUCUUUUCUAUUGGUUGCUUGCUGUAAUAGAUGCAGUAAGCCUCUGUGGCUACGUAUACUUAGCUUGCAGGUACUCUUACAAGACUGUGCAGAGAAAAAAUGGCUCCCCUAAGGCCCUAACUUCCCUGAAGAAGAUGGACGGGGAAUCUGGGAUGUCUUCAGAUGUCUCCACUGUAUAGCAUAAUUGUAGCUGGUUGGGUACGUAUAUACGGAAAGCAAAUAAAUACCAUGCAUAUUCUAUUUAUAUGAUG
Molecule: messenger RNA, 2293 nt
Organism: Phoenix dactylifera (date palm)
Lineage: Eukaryota; Viridiplantae; Streptophyta; Magnoliopsida; Arecales; Arecaceae
Product: protein NRT1/ PTR FAMILY 5.6-like
Biological process (GO): transmembrane transport; dipeptide transport
Cellular component (GO): membrane
Molecular function (GO): dipeptide transmembrane transporter activity; tripeptide transmembrane transporter activity
Source: RefSeq, a predicted model, not a curated record